AAAAUGGCUUUGAUUUGUUCACGUUAUUACAGCAAAUGGCGGACGACGCCGGUGGUAGAGGAGGCUUUCGCGGAGGUUUCGGCGCGGGUGGUCGUGGUCGCGGCCGUGGACGCGGCAGAGGCCGCGGCAGGGGCCGCGGUGCCAGGGGUGGCAAGGCCGAGGACAAGGAAUGGGUGCCCGUCACCAAGCUUGGUCGCCUUGUGAAGGACAUGAAGAUCAAGUCCCUGGAGGAAAUCUACCUCUACUCCCUGCCCAUCAAGGAGUCUGAAAUCAUUGACUUCUUCCUGGGUUCUGCGCUGAAAGAUGAAGUGCUCAAGAUCAUGCCUGUCCAGAAACAGACCAGAGCUGGUCAGCGCACCAGGUUCAAGGCCUUUGUUGCUAUUGGUGACUACAACGGCCACGUUGGCCUGGGGGUGAAGUGCUCCAAAGAGGUAGCUACAGCCAUCCGUGGUGCCAUCAUCCUGGCUAAGCUGUCCAUCGUCCCAGUGAGGAGAGGGUACUGGGGGAACAAGAUUGGCAAGCCCCACACUGUGCCCUGCAAGGUCACUGGACGUUGUGGGUCUGUUCUGGUGCGCCUGAUCCCUGCACCCCGUGGUACUGGCAUCGUGUCUGCCCCCGUCCCCAAGAAGCUGCUCAUGAUGGCUGGUAUUGAUGACUGCUACACCUCUGCCAGAGGGUGCACUGCCACUCUUGGCAACUUUGCCAAGGCCACCUUUGAUGCCAUCUCCAAGACAUACAGCUACCUGACACCUGAUCUCUGGAAGGAGACUGUCUUCACAAAGUCUCCCUACCAGGAGUUCACUGACCAUCUGGCAAAGACUCACACCAGGGUGGCUGUGCAAAGGACCCAGGCUGCUGUCCAAGCUGCUGCCUCCUAAAUUCUUUUGUAUUGUGGACACUGAAUAAAACGUUCUAAAACGCCACCAAAAA
Messenger RNA from Lampris incognitus (smalleye Pacific opah), 930 nucleotides. It is a transcript of the gene rps2, whose product is annotated as ribosomal protein S2. The record is from RefSeq and is a predicted model, not a curated record. Bases 36 to 878 code for a protein of 280 amino acids. Gene Ontology annotation, biological process: translation. Gene Ontology annotation, molecular function: RNA binding; structural constituent of ribosome. Gene Ontology annotation, cellular component: cytosolic small ribosomal subunit; ribosome. The transcript is spliced from 6 exons. NCBI's taxonomy places the organism in Eukaryota, Metazoa, Chordata, Actinopteri, Lampriformes, Lampridae.